Messenger RNA from Amphimedon queenslandica, 646 nucleotides. RefSeq names its product calcium load-activated calcium channel-like. The record is from RefSeq and is a predicted model, not a curated record. Gene Ontology annotation, biological process: endoplasmic reticulum calcium ion homeostasis. Gene Ontology annotation, molecular function: calcium channel activity. Gene Ontology annotation, cellular component: endoplasmic reticulum; endoplasmic reticulum membrane; cytoplasm. Bases 50 to 595 code for a protein of 181 amino acids. The transcript has 6 exons. NCBI's taxonomy places the organism in Eukaryota, Metazoa, Porifera, Demospongiae, Haplosclerida, Niphatidae.
AUAUGAUCUAUUUGAACGUGCUAAAAUAAAAUCAAACUAAAACUAAAAAAUGAUUGCAGAUAGUUUGAUGAUCUUGUUCAUUUCUUUAUGCACAGCACUUCUCUCCGAGGGUCUCUCCUAUGUCCUUUUGUACAGAACUGAAGGCUACAAGCGAUUGAAAGAUGUAGUUGAAAAACAAAGCAGAAAAUUGGAACGUAAAAAAGAGACGGUUGGCGAAGGAAGUGUAAGCGGGACUCAAAAAAGAAAGAAACUAGAGAAGCAAGAAGAACAGCUUAAAAAUUACAACAAAGAUUUAUCAAUGGUUAAAAUGAAGUCUAUGGUUCUCAUUGGAUUAACUUUUACUGCAUUACUUGGAAUGUUCAACACAAUAUUUGAUGGGAGGGUUGUUGCGAAGCUACCAUUCACUCCGUUUGGUAUAUUGCAAGGAAUUUCUCAUCGUAAUUUGAUGGGGACCGACAUGACCGACUGCUCCUUCAUAUUCUUGUACAUACUCUGUACUAUGUCAAUAAGAGAGAACUUGCAGAAGCUGAUGGGAGUUGGUGUGUCUCGCUCAGUGAGCAAAUUAGGCAACAGCUUAGUUGGACCAAGCAAAUAAAAUAACAUUAUGUAGCUGAUAUAUUUUUCAAUAAUAAUUUAAUUUUCCAAA